AUGAAGCCAGGCUUCCAGUGGUCGCAGAUUCUAUUCUUGGCCACCUUCGCAAUCACGUCCACAAUUUCACAUCCGCUCAGUAAGCUGCCGAGCAAAUUUUUUGGGCGUUAUACGCUUGAGAGCUCAGCCAAUCUUGACGCGUAUCUCAUUGCUCGAGGUUUUAUUUCUCUUCUUUUCUCAUUCUUCUUUUCCCACUGUGUGUCCCAAUGCCUGAAAAGCAGUCUAAAAAGACGAUAUAAAUGGCUUACCAGGCGACUAAUCCUGGUUGCAAGCGUUACAAAAAUUAUCCGGAAGGCAACAUCCGGUCUACCUCGGCGAUACGACAUGGAAACGCUUACAUGGAAGAAGAAUGUGCAUUAUCGUGAUUUUGCUCUUGGCGUACCUUUCCUCAGCGACCAUCUCGAGGAUGGCUUGUUCAAUGUAACAAUCAAUGUGAGCGAAGAUGGUGUGGUGAUGACGGAGAAUGUGGUACGAAUUGGCGAUCCCGAAGACGACGAAACCUUUGAGUACACUCGAGAAGGCGACUAUCUUACUAUGGUAGGCUUAAGGCCGCAAGAACCAUUUUUACCAAGCAGCAGCUAG
Molecule: messenger RNA, 582 nt
Organism: Gongylonema pulchrum
Lineage: Eukaryota; Metazoa; Nematoda; Chromadorea; Rhabditida; Gongylonematidae
Source: the annotation of a GenBank genome assembly